Messenger RNA from Anoplopoma fimbria (sablefish), 3056 nucleotides. It is a transcript of the gene slc5a1, whose product is annotated as solute carrier family 5 member 1. Gene Ontology annotation, cellular component: plasma membrane. Gene Ontology annotation, molecular function: D-glucose:sodium symporter activity. The record is from RefSeq and is a predicted model, not a curated record. Gene Ontology annotation, biological process: sodium ion transport; transmembrane transport. The coding region runs from base 36 to 2012 and encodes 658 amino acids. The transcript is spliced from 15 exons. NCBI's taxonomy places the organism in Eukaryota, Metazoa, Chordata, Actinopteri, Perciformes, Anoplopomatidae.
CAAUUUUCCUGUUCUCUGGUCACCCUCUCAGCAAAAUGUCUCAGGAUUAUUUUGGAUUCUCCUUAAUAAGGAACAAUGCAAGAAAUGGCACCGGCACUGUUGCUCUUAACAAUGCAGCAGAUAUCUCUGUUAUUGUGAUUUACUUUUUGGUAGUCUUGGCUGUUGGAAUAUGGGCUAUGGUGAGCACCAACCGAGCAACAGUCGGUGGCUUCUUCCUGGCAGGGAGGAGUAUGGUGUGGUGGCCGAUCGGAGCAUCACUGUUUGCCAGCAACAUUGGCAGUGGCCACUUUGUAGGCAUCGCUGGGACUGCUGCAGCUUCAGGAAUCGCCAUUGGUGGAUUUGAAUGGAAUGCUCUUAUAGUGGUCGUCAUUCUGGCAUGGCUCUUUGUGCCCAUCUACAUUAAAGCUGGGGUGGUCACCAUGCCUGAGUACCUGAAGAAGAGGUUUGGAGGACAGCGUAUUCGCAUCUAUCUCUCUGUGCUGUCCCUCUUCCUGUAUGUUUUCACCAAGAUCUCAGCGGACAUGUUCUCUGGUGCCAUUUUUAUUAACCAGGCACUUGGAUUAAAUAUCUACCUUGCUGUCAUCAUGCUGCUAUUGAUUACUGCGCUGUACACUGUCACAGGUGGAUUGGCUGCAGUGAUCUACACAGACACCUUGCAGACCAUCAUCAUGGUUGUUGGAUCAUUCAUCCUUAUGGGCUUUGCUUUCAAUGAGGUGGGAGGCUAUGAGAGCUUCCAGACGCGCUACAUGGAGGCCGUCCCCUCUAUGACGGCCAACAUCAGUGAGAGCUGCUACGAGCCUCGGGCCGACUCCUUCCACAUUUUUAGGAACGCGAUUACAGGAGACCUGCCGUGGCCUGGCCUUGUGUUUGGACUCACCAUUCAGGCCACCUGGUACUGGUGCACUGAUCAGGUGAUUGUCCAGCGAUGUCUCUCAGCUAAGAAUUUAUCUCACGUUAAGGCAGGCUGUAUCUUGUGUGGCUACCUGAAGCUGCUGCCCAUGUUCCUCAUGGUUUUCCCCGGGAUGAUCAGCAGGAUCCUUUAUGCAGAUGAGGUGGCAUGUGUGGAGCCGGAAGAAUGUCAAAAAUACUGCGGUGCCAGUGUGGGCUGCACCAACAUCGCUUAUCCCAAACUGGUGGUGGAUCUCAUGCCCAAUGGUCUGCGCGGCCUCAUGCUGUCGGUGAUGAUGGCCUCUCUGAUGAGCUCACUUACCUCCAUCUUCAACAGUGCCAGCACUCUCUUCACAAUGGACAUCUACACUAAGAUUCGCAGCACAGCCAGUGAAAGGGAACUCAUGAUUGCCGGCAGACUGUUUAUCUUGGCCCUGAUUGGUGUGAGCAUAGCAUGGAUCCCUGUUGUGCAAUCGGCCCAGAGUGGUCAGCUCUUUGACUACAUCCAGUCCAUCACCAGCUACCUCACACCACCUGUUGCAGCUGUCUUCAUGCUUGCCAUCUUCUGCAAGCGUGUCAAUGAGGCUGGUGCAUUUUAUGGCCUCAUCAUUGGCCUGUUUAUCGGCCUGUCCAGGAUGAUUGCUGAGUUUGCUUUUGGGACAGGCAGCUGCGUUAACCCCAGUAACUGUCCCACCAUCAUAUGUGGAGUCCACUACCUGUACUUCUCCAUCAUCCUGUUUGUUAUCUCCUGUAUCAUCAUCCUGGGAGUCUCUCUCAUGACCAAACCCAUCGACGACAAGCAUUUGUAUCGACUGUGCUGGACGCUGAGGAACUGUACGGAGGAGAGGGAUGACCUUGAAAAGGAUGAUUGGAUUGAUAACCAAGAGUCCAACAAUAUGGACAUAGAAGAACCCCAGGAGCAACCAAGCUUGUGCAAGAAGAUGGCGCUGUCCUUCUGUGGCCUGGAGCAGCAAAACGCCCCCGCGUUGAGUCCAGAGGAGCAGGCAGAGUUGCAGAAGAAGCUCACAGACACCACAGAGAAGCCUCUAUGGAGGAACGUUGUCAACGCAAACGCCCUCAUCCUCCUGUGUGUGGCUGUUUUCUUCCAUGGUUAUUACGGUUAAAAGAACUGGACUGGCCCCAAAUGCUCUUUGAUAAUUUAUAUUAUAUAUUAUAUUUUUACGAAUAUAAUUUAUAACCGCAUCAUCUGUUUUUUAAAGUAUAUCCCUGUCUAAAACUUAAAAAUAUUUCACUACUGUACACAAGUCUGGUGUAAAUAUUUCAGCUGAAAGUAAACAGUAAACCGUACUGUAAUAUAUAUUAAACUUGAAACACGUUAAUAUUGUGGAUGAAAAUUCACACUCACACUUAGUUCUUCCAGUGUUAACUUUGAUUUUGCUUCCUUGUCUUUGCUUUUGCUUUUGGUGAUUUUAAACACAAGGACAGAGGGCAAAGUUGGCUAUGUAAAUCAGAACAGCUCAUGAAUGGAGCUGCAGGGUGACUCACGCUUGUCUUCACCUGGAGUCUAUUCACAUUGCUAGUAGCAGUAUACAUUUAUCAUUUGUUGUCUGAUAACAGCCCUUGUUCACAUGAACUUGAUACAAUAAUCAGAUUGCUUUCAGCUGAAGCAAUAAUGUGUUUAAAAUGUGAUAAUAAUGGCAACUUAAUUAGUAUUUACUCUUAUCCAAAAAUGGGAAUAUAAAUGCUUUUUAUUGUUUCCUGGACUUUCUAGUUUACAUGUUAGUGACAAGAGAGUGAAUUGACCCAAGAUAAUUUGUAUGUGUUUUUGAGAUUACAUGAUUAACAAAAAUGCCUCUCUAACCUGUAAUACAUAACAGAUGCGGUUUUGGACAAGACUGAGGAUGUUAAAAUUCCCAGUAAUUACUGUUUUAGCUACCUCAGUCUACAUAAGCCUCUUUCCCCUCAUUAUAUGUGCUCAAAGUCCACAAGUGCUGUCCCUUCUUAAAUAAUAAGCAUCUUACUGCGUGUUGUUUUAGGUGUUAAUGAAUAAAAACAUAGACUCUUACUGGGGUAAUCUUUGUCUUUUAUGUACUUGGUAAAUAAAUGCUGAAACCAGACACAACCACUAUGAAUGUGCUGUUAGACAUUCUUAUUGUGACACACUGAUCUUGCUCUUAUCACUAACCCCAUGGUUAAUGUGCAUUAAU